AAGUUCUCACUUCCUCCUCUCCCAAAUUCCCACCCUUUUCUUCCUCUCAUUUCCCAAAAGUCCAUAUGUCAUAAAUUCCAAAAGUGAAAAAAAGAUUUGUGAUUGAUUGAAGAAAUGGAAAUAGAGUUGGCAAAGUGUGAGUGUUGUGGUCUAAAAGAAGAUUGCACACAAGAGUACAUUAGUCAAGUGAAGGAAAAUUUUGAUGGGAAAUGGCUAUGUGGACUGUGUUCAGAAGCAGUUAGAGAUGAAGUAAACAGAGGAAAAAAGCAGCAAUUUCUUUGCAUGGAAGAGGCAGUGAAGGCACAUAUGUCAUUUUGUAGAAAAUAUAAGUCAAAUCCAGCAAUUAAAGUAGCUGAUGGGAUGAGGCAGAUGCUAAGGAGAAGGUCUGAUUUGACAUCAUCAUCAUCAUCAUCACCUAAUUCCAACAAGUAUUCAAGAUCAGCAACUUCAUCUCAAGUAGGAGAUGAUCAAUUCUCUUUCUCCUAUUAUUAGUUAGACAAAAGAGAGAAAGCAUAGUUUCUUCAACUUUUGAUGGAAAAAUAAAAAGGUCUAACAACAAACAAGUCUUUUUCAUUGGAGAAAUCUUUCUUGAUCUUGUACAGAGGAUGUUGUUUUAAUAGUGCAAAUAGUUUAAUUAUUUUUC
Nicotiana tabacum (common tobacco) is the source of this 643-nucleotide messenger RNA. The record is from RefSeq and is a predicted model, not a curated record. NCBI's taxonomy places the organism in Eukaryota, Viridiplantae, Streptophyta, Magnoliopsida, Solanales, Solanaceae.